AUGCCACACAACCUCCCAUGCCCGCCCGGCGCCGCGGUCAAGCUGUUCGUUCUCAACAACUGUUUCCUUCGGGGAGUUCCUACAGCGCCUUAUGUAGAGCCUAUCAUACCUGGGCAUGAAAUAUUCAACGACCUUCCAUGCCUCGUCUUCCUGAUCGAGAGCUCGACAGGGAGGAAAGUCCUCUUUGAUCUUGGUCUGAGAAAGGACUGGCAAAAGCUCAGCCCAGUAUCGUUAUCAGAGAUUCGGAACGACCAAAUCGACAUCAAGUUAGAAGAGGACAUUGUUGACAUUCUGAAACGCGAGGGUAUCGUCCCGGGCGAUAUAGAGGCUGUGGUGUUAAGUGGGAAGUCUGUCGACGAGGUCGACUUCGAAGAGUCCAACUUUGUUCCUCUUGGUCCAUUCAAAGCUUUUGAUUACUUCGGUGAUGGCUCGUUCUACAUCGUGGAUGCUCCUGGGCACAGCAUUGGUCACAUUGGCGCCAUAGCCCGGACAACAAGCAACCCCGACACAUUCGUCUUCAUGGGUGCCGACUCAUGCCAUCACUGCGGAGAGUUUCGACCUUCUGAACGUCGCAGAACCCCGAGCGACUUUGGUCUUGGCUUGCCGAUUUCAGUGCCAUCUGCCCCUUGUGCCGGGCUGAGAUCUGGCGUACGCAAAGUUACUCAGGGCGGGUCGUGUGGAAGGCCGUUCUACUCAAUUACGCGGGACUUUCUAUAUGCCGAGUACACUCAUGACCACGAAGCUGCGGAUGCGACGAUUGCGAAGGUGCAAGAAAUGGACGGGUACGACAAUGUUUUUGUUACCAUGGCACACGAUGAUUCUAUCCCUAAGAUAGUCGACAUGUUUCCAAAGACUAUCAAUGAAUGGAGGUUCAAGAAGUGGCAUAAGACGUGUCGAUGGACGUUCCUGAAUGACUUGCAAGGCUUGGCUGACGCCAAACUGGGAGGUUAG
Messenger RNA from Colletotrichum fioriniae, 951 nucleotides. RefSeq lists its product as uncharacterized. NCBI's taxonomy places the organism in Eukaryota, Fungi, Ascomycota, Sordariomycetes, Glomerellales, Glomerellaceae. The record is from RefSeq and is a predicted model, not a curated record.